This is a messenger RNA of Mugil cephalus (flathead mullet), 9416 nucleotides long. It is a transcript of the gene cdc42bpab, whose product is annotated as CDC42 binding protein kinase alpha (DMPK-like) b. The record is from RefSeq and is a predicted model, not a curated record. Bases 1055 to 6511 code for a protein of 1818 amino acids. Gene Ontology annotation, cellular component: cytoskeleton; actomyosin; cytoplasm. Gene Ontology annotation, molecular function: protein serine/threonine kinase activity; ATP binding. The transcript is spliced from 44 exons. Gene Ontology annotation, biological process: actomyosin structure organization; peptidyl-threonine phosphorylation. NCBI's taxonomy places the organism in Eukaryota, Metazoa, Chordata, Actinopteri, Mugiliformes, Mugilidae.
GCGAGAAGCGAGCGGCCGGCGGGGGAGGCAGGCGGUGCGAAGGGAAGGACGGGGGGAAUCUAGGCUGUGUCCCGUAUUUGGAAUAAGCGAGACGAGAACACAGUUCUCCUCUUGACGUGAACAGGCUGCCGCGUAACCUUCAAAAAGGAGCCGCAUUUUUGACGGCUAACGCACGGAGCGUCGGGACUCUUGAACUAAGCGUCAUUUGGGAAAAACCGAAGAGACAUUUGGUUUCUGGACGAAGAAUGGGAUUUAAAGAACAUAUCUGCCAGCGCUGAGUUGUGGAAACAAGGAGGUAUUUUCCAGCUGGACGAAAAACUGUCGAAGAAAGACCGAAUUAAGCCGAGCUUUAUUGACACUACACAACACACGUCAACUUCUUGGGAAAAACGGGGGCAAUGUUGGCAUUUAGGCACGGAGGAAAGUAACGUUAACGUUAGCUCAGAAGCUAGCUAAAUAGCUAGCCUAGCAGGCUGCUAACUAAGCCUGUGUCGCCUUCCAUUCCUGGAGCAGAGGAGGGGCGCUGGGGCUUUGUAGCAUUGCAGAUCUGCCUUGCAUUUUUUGGGCUGCAGUAAGAAUGGAGAAUCCCAAAUAUCCGCCACAGCAACAACUCAGGGAGGUCUGCUGAGCGACAUCGACUCUAUUUUUUUAUACAUUUCGAUCCGAGAAGACCUGAAACUGCCAGCCAGCGUUGCGAAUUCAUCAAAAUCAGCCGGCCCGGGGCAGCAGGGUCUGUAAUUGUGACUACUUCUUUUCUUAUGUGCCCCCGUGGGGAUAGGUAUAAAAAAUGGGGAAGUGCUUGCAUGUCUUACCCACCUCCUAGAUUCUGGAUCUCGAGAGGGAGAUCAUGAAUAGGUCGGCUUUAACGCAAAAUUAGCCCCGGCCUGCCGUCAACACAAACUUUUAUUAUUUUCGAGGCACACUCAAGGUGAGAGAACUUCUUUACAGGCCCCUCUGCGCUAUAACUUAACAGGCCGAUCCGGCGCUCGCUCAUUUCCCCCCCCCCUCAUCCCUCCAUCAUCAUUACUUUAAGAAAUCAAGAGCCGGAAUAAACAUGUCGGGAGAGGUGCGUUUGAAGAAGCUGGAGAAGCUGAUCCUGGACGGGCCAGCUCAGUCUAAUGGCCAGUGCCUGAGCGUGGAAACGCUGCUGGAUAUCCUGGUGUGCCUCUAUGAUGAGUGCAACAACUCACCGCUCAGAAGAGAGAAAAAUAUCCUGGAGUUUUUGGACUGGGCUAAACCUUUCACGUCCAAAGUGAAGCAGAUGCGCCUGCACAAGGAAGAUUUUGAGAUACUUAAGGUGAUUGGACGAGGAGCCUUUGGAGAGGUUGCAGUGGUAAAAGUGAAAAACACUGACAAGGUAUUUGCGAUGAAGAUUCUCAACAAGUGGGAGAUGCUGAAGCGAGCAGAGACGGCAUGUUUUCGAGAAGAGCGGGAUGUGUUGGUAAAUGGGGACUGCCAGUGGAUCACUACCCUGCACUAUGCCUUCCAGGACGACAAUAAUCUGUACCUUGUCAUGGACUACUACGUGGGCGGUGACCUCCUGACUCUCCUUAGCAAGUUCGAGGACCGGCUUCCAGAGGAAAUGGCCAAGUUCUACCUGGCUGAGAUGGUGCUGGCCAUUGACUCCGUUCACCAGUUACACUACGUCCACAGGGACAUUAAACCUGACAACAUUCUGCUGGAUAUGAACGGCCACAUCCGCCUGGCUGACUUCGGAUCCUGCCUCAAACUCAUGGAGGAUGGGACGGUCCAGUCCUCUGUGGCUGUGGGAACUCCAGACUACAUCUCCCCAGAAAUCCUCCAGGCUAUGGAAGAUGGGAAAGGCAAGUACGGACCUGAGUGCGACUGGUGGUCACUGGGAGUCUGCAUGUAUGAAAUGCUGUACGGCGAGACUCCUUUCUAUGCAGAGUCCCUGGUGGAAACCUAUGGGAAGAUCAUGAACCAUAAGGAGCGAUUCCAGUUCCCACAACAGAUAACAGAUGUGUCAGAGGACGCAAAGGAUCUGAUUCGCAGGCUCAUCUGCAGUCGAGAGCACAGACUGGGCCAGAACGGCAUAGAGGAUUUCAAGCAGCACCCAUUUUUCACUGGCAUCGAUUGGGAAAACGUUCUUACAUGUGAAGCCCCCUACAUCCCAGAGGUCAGCAGUCCUACAGACACUUCCAACUUCGAUGUGGAUGACGACUGUCUAAAGAACUCUGAAACCAUGCCCCCUCCCUCUCACACUGCCUUUUCUGGCCACCACCUGCCCUUUGUGGGUUUCACCUAUACAAGUAAAUGCUACCUAUCAGACCGGGGCUGCCUGCGACAGCUCUCAGGUGAGCCAGGUAAGACCGGGCAGGACCAGCUGGACCUGGAUGUCAAGCGUAGCCUGGACGACAGCCUGGCCACUGAGGCCUAUGAGAGGAGGAUCCGCCGCCUAGAACAGGAGAAACUAGAGCUGAGUCGCAAACUGCAAGAGUCGACUAAGACAGUGCAGGAGCUGCAGCACAAGACAGGCGAAGGCCCCAUCAGCUCUAACAAGGAAGUGGAGAUCAGGAGCUUGAAGAGUGAGAUCGAUAUCCUCAAGAAGCAGAUUGCUGACUCAGGCCACCUGGAGAAGCAGCUGGAAGAUGUGACAUUGACUCGUAGAGACUUGGAGGACUCAUCAAAACACAUCAAGACUCUGGAGAAACAGAUGAAGAGCGUUGCACAGGAGAGAGACGACCUACAGAAGGACCUCAUGGAGGCAGCUGAGAAGUUGAAGUCUCAGUCAAAAGAGCUGAAAGAAGCCCACAGCCAGAGAAAACUGGCCAUGCAGGAGUUUUCUGAGCUCAACGAGAGACUCACAGACCUCAGGUCAGCUAAGCAGCGACUGACUCGCCAGUUGCGUGACAAGGAAGAGGAGAUGGAGAGCCAGAAUCAGAAGAUUGAGGCUCUCCGCCUUGAGGUGCGAAAGGCUGAGAGGUCCAAGAAGGAGAUGGAGGCACAGGCAGAGGAGCAGUCAGUGGAGACUCAGAAAGAGAAGAAGAUGAGAGAGCGCAAUGAACAGUACAGCAGACAGCUGGAGGAAGAGCUGGAAGGGCUUAAGCUGAAGCAGGCUGGCUCCCCUGCUGCUCCAGCCUCGGCUGACCAGACCCAAGAGGUGGGGCGCUUACGUGGAGAAAUGGAGAAGAAAGCAGUUUUAUUUGAGGAGGAAUUGACGCGCAGGGAUGCACAGCAUAGCACUGAUGUUAAGGCCUUGCGUAAAGAGCUGAGAGAUUCUGAGAGUCAAAACCUCACCCUGCAGAAAGAGAUACUGAUGCUCAAAGACAAACUGGACAAGAAUCGCCGUGAGAGCCAAAGCGAGCGGGAAGAGUUUGAGACGGAGUACAAGCAGAAAUAUGAGAGGGAAAGAGUCCUGCUCACAGAAGAAAACAAGAAGCUGUCCAGUGAACUAGAUAAGCUGACCAGCAUGUUUGAGAAGCUGAGCAGCUCCAACAGGCAGCUGGAGGAUGAGAUGAGGGAGCUGGCUGAUAAAAAGGAAAGCGUGGCUCACUGGGAGGCCCAGAUCACAGAAAUCAUCCAGUGGGUGAGUGAUGAGAAGGAUGCUCGCGGCUACUUGCAGGCUCUGGCCACCAAGAUGACAGAGGAGCUGGAGGGACUAAGAAACACCAGCCUGGGAGCGAGAGCCACGGACAUGCCGUGGAAGAUGCGACGUUUCGCAAAGCUGGACAUGUCGGCACGUCUGGAGCUUCAGUCGGCCCUGGACGCUGAGAUCAGGGCCAAGCAGGGCAUCCAGGACGAACUGAACAAGGUCAAGGCCAACAGCAUUUCCACAGAAUGUAAACUGCAGGAGGUGGAGAUUAAAAACCAGGAGCUCCUUUCUGAGAUCGAACGGCUGAAAAAAGAGACGGAGGAGCUGCGGCUACGAAGGGGAGUCAAGCACCAGGAUUCCCAGAAUUCCUUCUUGGCUUUUCUCAAUGCCCCCACCUCUGCCCUGGACCAGUUUGAUGACUCUUAUUCCUCAUCCUCAUCUUCUUUAAUUGAGUUUUGGGAAGAUCGCUCGCCAUCCGUUGGCCCGGCUAGCAAAGGCAGACGUGUGGACUCUAUGGAUAACUUCACCCCAUCCAACACUCCAUCUCGAGAAGAUGACCCCAAGUCCCACCUCAAGUCCCGAUCACGUUCACCUUCCAUGGCUAGUGAUAUGGAGCCCAUAGAGUUGAUAGACCAUCCGCCUCGCACAGUCCAGACCCCCACCAUGCGCUCUGGAGGAUACGGCAGCAUCGGACGCUCCUCCCCUAAGCCCAAAGCACAUCAGUUUGUGGUGAAGUCAUUCAACACACCCACCAAGUGUAACCAGUGCACCUCCCUCAUGGUGGGACUCAUUCGUCAAGGUUGUAUGUGUGAAGUGUGUAAUUUCUCCUGCCAUGUAACCUGUGCGGACAAGGCUCCAGCUGUGUGUCCUGUGCCCCAAGAUCAGACCAAGGGCCCCCUGGGCAUCGACCCCCAGAGGGGUAUUGGCACCGCGCAUGAAGGGCACGUCAGGAUACCCAAACCAACGGGGGUGAAGAAGGGCUGGCAGAGGGCAAUGGCUGUGGUCUGUGACUUCAAACUGUUCCUCUAUGAUCUGGGAGAAGGAAAAGCCACGCAGCCGAGUGUAGUAGUCAGCCAAGUCAUAGAUAUGAGGGAUGAAGAGUUUUCAGUCAGUUCUGUCCUGGCCUCUGAUGUCAUCCAUGCCAGCCGCAAAGAUAUUCCUUGUAUAUUCAGAGUGACGGCGUCCCAGCUCUCCCCCUCCAGUAGCCACAAGCCCUCCAUCUUGAUCCUGGCAGACAGCGACCAGGAGAGGAACAAGUGGGUGGGUCUCCUCAACGAGCUGCACCGCAUCCUCAAGAAGAACAAGCUCAAGGAGCGCUUCGUCUACGUCCCCAAGGAGGCUUACGACAGCACCCUGCCGCUCAUCAAGACAACACAGUCUGCUGCUAUCAUAGAUCACGAGCGUGUCGCCCUGGGCAAUGAGGAAGGACUUUUUGUCAUCCAUGUCACCAAAGAUGAAAUAAUCAGAGUGGGGGACAACAAAAAGGUCCACCACAUAGACCUUAUUCUCCAGGAGCAGCUGCUGGCGGUCAUUUCUGGCAGGAACCGCCAUGUGCGCCUCUUCCCCACGCAGGCCCUGGACGGCCGCGAGACCGAGUCCUACAAGCUGGCUGAGACAAAAGGCUGCCAGACUAUCGUCUCCGGCCCAGUCCGUAGUGGCUCUCUCACCUGCCUCUGUGUGGCCAUGAAGAGACAAAUCAUAUGUUAUGAGGUGAACAAGAGUAAACAGCGUCACCGUCGACUGAGGGAGCUGCAGGCUCCGGGGGCAGUUCAGUGGAUGGGUCUGCUCAGUGAGCGUCUUUAUGUGGGCUACCAGUCCGGCUUCAUGCGCUACAGUGUCCAUGGUGACAUGUCCCCGGUCAGUCUGCUCCACUCAGAGGACCACACCCUGGCCUUCAUCCCUCAGCAGGGCCUGGAUGCACUCUGCGCCGUGGAGAUUUCUAGCAAAGAGCUGCUGCUGUGCUUCAGCGCCAUCGGAGUUUACGUGGACUCUCAGGGCCGCAGGUCGCGUCAGCAGGAGCUGAUGUGGCCAGCUGUGCCCAAUGCUGCCUGCUACAACGCCCCCUACCUGUCAGUGUACAGCGAGAACGCUGUGGACGUGUUUGAUGUCAACACUAUGGAGUGGAUCCAGACCAUCCCCCUGAAGAAGGUGCGACCUCUGAACAUCGAAGGCUCCCUGAACCUGCUGGGGCUGGAAACAGUACGCCUUAUCUACUUCAGAAACAAGAUGGCUGAGGGUGAUGAGCUGGUGGUCCCAGAGACGUCAGACAACAGCAGGAAGCAGAUGGUGCGCAGCAUGAACAACAAGAGACGCUACUCAUUCAGGGUGCCUGAGGAAGAGCGGCUUCAGCAGAGGAGAGAGAUGCUGCGAGAUCCAGAGAUGAGGAACAAGCUGAUCUCCAACCCAACCAACUUCAACCACGUGGCUCACAUGGGACCGGGAGACGGCAUCCAGAUCCUGAAAGACCUGCCCAUGAACGUCCGUGUUCAGGAGAGCCGUGCUGGAUUCAGCGGUUCAGUCAGCAUCCCCUCCCUCGCCAAGAACCGGGCCGAGCCGGGCCGCUCCAUGAGCGCCAGCAGCGGACUGGGCAUACGCCCGUCCUCUCAGAACGGCAGCGCUCUGCGCAGGGAGCUCUCUGGCGGAAGCUAUGGCUCCAAACGCCAGACCAUGACCUCCCCCUCUGAGAGCUCCCUGUCCUCUGGGGGAGGGAUGGACUGCGGGGACGCUCCGCUCUCGCAGUUCGACAGAGAGUGGCAGGCAGUCUCACCGUCGGAGAAGACCCCUGAUCUGAAAAGGGCUUUAAGGACCCUGCUUAGUAAGAUGAAGGACUCGGACUCGCCCCGUCACUCCACGGCCUCCAACAGCUCCACCUUCAGCAGCCCUCCAAGUCCGGCCUCCCCACACAAGACCAAGUCCCUGUCCCUGGAGAGCACAGACCGGAUGGGCUGGGACACAUGAGCCCCCCCCCCGGCAGCCUCUCCCAAAACCAACCCCACCGACCGACCAACCAACCGACCGACAGCACAGGACUCCGAACUCUCCUCCUCGACCGCAGCCCCCCCCCCCCCCCCCCCCUCCCCCUUCCUCCCCCACCCUUCCCCUCCCUCCCCACUUCUGAAUAUUCCCCCCGUCACUGCCCAGAGAACUGCACCUCCUGUCUGCUCGCUCCUGAUGAAACAUUCGUCCCCACUUCACAACCAGUUCGUCUCUCGCCACGACGGGCAAAAACACUAAAAACGUCUCUCUGUCGUCUGUUUGAGGGAGAUUCUGAGGGAGAGGGUAUCUUAAAUCAGCGGUGGUGUAUUCCAGGGUGCAGAUUUGUGUGUGUGUGUUUGAGAGGAGCUGGUUUGCACUUGCCAGCGCGCGUGCAUGUGUUUAUGCAGAAAGGGCGUCAGAUAUAGGAACGACAGCCUCCCGUCUGGGCUCUUGUUGCUACCAACCGACACUACUCGACCCCCAUCGAUUCAUUCAGAGACUCAAAAACCUCACCAUGCAACACUAAACGAAGAGGAUUAUUAUUGAGAGCAAAUGAUUUGUACUUGUACAUAGGACCCGUUGGGUUUCAGGGGACGAUAUUUUAAUUUAUUUAUCAAUCUUAGACAAGGAAAGGGAGGUUUGCUUCUUGGCAGCCUGAAGCAGACGGGUGGAGUUUAAACCCCUCCUCACUUCCCACGGUCGCUUUCUUUCCGGGUGCUGCAAAACUAGAAGACGGUUAAAAAAAAGAGAUAAAGAAAAGAAUGAGUUUUAUUUUGCUCCACAUACUAAGUGCAGUGACUUUAUAAUAUUUUUUAUUUUGACCAUUGGCAAAAAGCUCCAGGCAGCGGCUCUCAUGACAUCAUAACUUCAGCUGUGCUACUCUCUUCCUCAUUGGUCCAGUGCGAGUGGCAUCACGUGUCCUCCAUCGUAGUUCCAAGCAAACUGACCAACCAUCACAAUAAUGUACAUAGGUUCAAAGUAGAGAGUAAUAUAUGAUAAGGAAAAUACUAUAGAGAACUACACGGGAAAGAAAAAAAAUCCUCUUUGACUUUUAUUUGUUUUCUUUUGAGUGAUUUCUGGGGUUGUAUUCACACAAAAAAGCCAUUUUAAACCACUUUCUUUUUUACCGAUUCAUUUUAGAUUUGUUUGUUUUAUAUUGUUUGUCUGACACGCGUUGUGUGUGUUUUUUUUUUUUUUUUAAUUUCCCACCUGGUUUGAGUGAAGAAGCUCACACUACUGGCCGUACUGUAGAGUGAACACGUAUCACACACGUAUGUGCACACACUGAGGCGGCGUCGCUACGCCUCCUCCUCCUCCUCCUCCUCUUCCUCCUCCUCCUCCGACUGUGUCUGGGAGGAGGUCGUUCAAUCAGCGGUUCAUGUGUGUGUUUCUAAACUGACUGUGGAUGGAGAAGCUCAGUUCAACCAAAAAUGGACAAAAGAGGGAGUCGUUGUUUGGGUGACGUGUCGAUUAAAAGCUACAUUUUGCGAGAGCUCUUGAUUUAAAACAAAACACUAAAACGAGAAUGUAAACACUACAAAGCGGCGAGAAAGUCGGCACUUGGGUUGGUUGCUCGUCUCGGGUGAAAUGACCUCAGUGCUUCUUGUAGGAAGGACGGGGCUGGAGCUCCACUCCUUUUUGAAAGAGCGUUCGACGGCGCGUCGGCUUCUGGCUGCAGAGCGAGGCAUUCGCAGCAGAAAAAAAAAAAAAACUGUUCCAUCUGUUCGUCUCCUUCCAUUCACUGUCAGACUGAAAGGCAUUUCACCUGAGGAGACGCUCACAGGGCAUAAUGUGACAGACCUGGAAAAAAAAUGCAACAAUGUGGUUAGAAUGUGGUCUUAUUUGUGUGCUGUGGCCUGCUGCUGGGGCUCUUCAGCGCGAUGCUGCAGAGGGGUCGUAGUCCUUGUCGAAAGCCUCCGGGUCAGACUGCUCCGUGCUAUAUUCCACUUGUCUCGUCAGAAAGGGAAAAAUGCUUUGGUGGUCAUUCCUGCCGAUUCCCCUGUUGAAACCAAGUAGCUCUAAACAGCCCAUUCCAUUGUUUUUGUAUCUUAUUUUAUAUGAACAGAGAGGUUUUAUUCCAAAAACAUCUUAGCAAACGUUUUAAGCUACAACUCUCCUUUAGUUCCUGCUGGAGUUGAUCUGUAGAAUGUAUUAGCUGGAGGGGAGGGCCUCAGCCAGCUGUUUUAAUAUUGGCCAAUAUUGUACAGACUAGCUGAUCCCAGAUGUCCCAGUUUGCGGAGGGAGGAAAGGGAAACUCAGGAAAUGUCAGAGCCAAUGAAUUCUUUUCAUUUAGGUGAGAGCGAGCGUGUUUCGUUUGAUGCGGAGAGCAGGAGUGAGUGAGGGACGUGGUGUAGCUGUGACCCGGGUGGAGACGGCUGGAAGACAGGGCGGCGAGGACUAGACGAUGAUGUAAUGUUUCAGGGGUGAAGGGUGACAGGUGGUUUGACGGCUGAGGUGCCACAUUGGUAACAUUUAAGUGGAAGAAAAUCUUAAAAAAAUUAAAUAAAAAUAUUCAAUCGCCUUUGCAUUUCAGUGAGGUCUUAUCUACAGUACCUUCUAUAUUAUUUUGCUCUUUCAUAUCAUAUUACACUUUUUUCUAGGAUUGCUUUGUAAUAAUUUGUACAGUUUUGCAUGUUAUAGAUGUAAUCAUUUUUGUUUUCGGUUUGUUGUUUUACUUGGACUUGCUCCUUUUUGAACGGUUUGGGCGUUUUACUGAGGAUAACCCACUACAGGUGAUGUAGAUUCUUUUUUGCACAAGAAAUAUUUAAGGUGUAAGGUCAAAACAAAAAAUAAUGUAUGGAACUGGCUGCCACACUGAUGUGGAGAACUCAUUAUAUUAACCUGACUCCGAUGUAUUUCAAUAAAGCGGAGCGCUGUUACAAAUACA